Leptinotarsa decemlineata (Colorado potato beetle) is the source of this 2538-nucleotide messenger RNA. RefSeq lists its product as uncharacterized. NCBI's taxonomy places the organism in Eukaryota, Metazoa, Arthropoda, Insecta, Coleoptera, Chrysomelidae. The record is from RefSeq and is a predicted model, not a curated record.
UAGGCGCCGUAAUGUGUGGGGCGCCGAAAACGCUCGACCACUGAUCGCGUUUUCUUCAUAAUCAUCCAUCAGUCACUCGCAAAAACUAUUUGUUCGCGCACGUGUGUAUUUAAUUACUUCUUACUUGUGUCUUGUGAUCUAUUGAUUAAACUUCAAACAACUAUUGCCUCUGUUGCAGAUACAGUUCAUUUAGGUAAGUAAGAUUAUGCAUGUUAGAGAUAGAUUUUAUAUUAGCCCGAUAUAUCAUAUUUUAACUAUCCUAAAGUAUUAAGAUAUAAAUUUGAUUAUUUCAUUAUAUAUUUUACAUAUAGGUAGGUAUCUUUUUUAUUUGUAUGAGGGUGGGUUUGUACAUUAAGUAAUUAUAUAUGAUGUAUCCUUUGUUUAGUUCAAAAUUUGCCCUCAAGUAACUUAGUAGACCUCAUUUAUUUACAUAAUAUAUAUGUAUCUCUUACAGAAAAUAAACAUGCCGCCACCAAAAAAACUAUCAGGCGCACAGAACCUAAAAAGAAAAAAGAAAAAAUAAGAGGAAAUUGAGAAAGGUGCAAAAUCACUUGCAAAAUUGUUGAAACUUGAGAAGUCAACUGAAACAUCGUCGUCAUCAAAACUAAUUCAACAGACAGAAGAAGACGAAGACAAAUGUUCUGCACGCGAAGCUUAUGAACAUGAAGAGCAAAACACGCAAGACAUUGCUACUUCUGGAACCUCAUCUGCAGAUCAAAAUAUUGUAGAAGAUAUUGUACAAUCAUCACCAUGCUUGCAAGAUAAUUAUUGGGAUGAUAUUUCAAAGUGGCCGCCACUUAUUGAUUCUUCAACACGAGAUGAAAUAAUUAUUAGAGGACCUGUAAAUAAUGAAAUAAGUAAUGAAAAGUACCCUAGAAAAUGUGAUGGGCGUCAUUUUUCAAAUAUACAUUUUCAAAGAGUAAUGCCAAAUGGAGAAAUUUUUAAAAGAAGAUGGCUUGUAUACUCAAAAUCUGCUGACAAGGUAUAUUGUUUUUGCUGCAGUAUAUUUAAUCGAAGUGUACAUUCCAAUUUGGGAAAAGAUGGAUUUGAUGACUGGAGGCACUUAUCAACACGUCUUAAAAGUCACGAAGCAUCUUCAGAUCACCGACGUGCUAUGAACAAUUGGAUAGAAGCAUCGAUUAGAUUGAAGAACUUGAGUGGAAUAGACAAACAGUUGCAAAAACAGAUUGAAGACGAGAAAUCAAAGUGGGUCGCUAUCCUCGAACGAAUGAUGUCCAUAGUAUUCUUUUUGGCAGGCAAUAAUUUGUCGUUCAGAGGAAGCUCUGGAUCUGAAACUUUAUACACUUAUAAUAAUGGUAACUUCCUGGGUUUGGUGCAACUUCUAGGAAAAUUUGAUCCUGUGAUGAUGGAACACCUUCGCCGCAUUGUUAAUAAGGAAACUAAUGUCCACUAUUUUAGCAAACGAAUUCAAAACGAGUUAAUUGGGUUAUUUGGAAGUGAAGUUCGAAAUAAAAUAUUGACCAUGAUUAAGUCAUCUAAGUACUUCUCCAUCAUACUAGACUGCACUCCUGAUAUAAGCCACGUUGAACAAUUAUCAUUAACUUUCCGUUUUGUUGACACGAAUGGAGAAGAAGUCAAAGUACGAGAGUGUUUCGUUGCUUACAAGCCGGUAAGUGACUCUUCAGGAGAAGGGCUCACUGGCCUUUUUCUUGAUGAAAUUGUGAAGGAAGUUGAUUUGGAUAUGAACGAUUGUCGAGGUCAAGGAUAUGACAAUGGUUCCAAUAUGGUAGGCAUAAACAAAGGUGUCCAGACCAGAAUUCUGAACCAAUUUCCUCGAGCAUUUUUUAACCCUUGUGGCUGUCAUAGCUUGAAUUUAGUGAUAGCAGAUGCGGCUAAAUCAUCCGUUAAAUCUGUUUCUUUAUUUGGAUUUCUUCAAAGACUGUUUGUAAUAUUUUCUGGGUCAACAAAGAGGUGGGAUGUCAUAUCCAAACACAUAGAAGGACUAUCAUUGAAAAAAGUUUGCGAAACUCGCUGGGAAAGUAGAGUUUCUAGCCUUGCUUCUGUUCGCUAUAAUUACUCUUCAGUUCGUGAUGCUCUUUUGGAUCUUCACGAAGAAACUAAUGACUCAGUUGCUGCAUCAGAGGCUUUAUCACUGAUUCAGAAUAUGGAGCAAUUUGAAUUUAUAGUUACAAUGGUGGCUUGGUACGACAUCCUAUUUCAAGUUAACAUUGUCAGUAAAGCUAUGCAGUCUGAAACUAUGGAUUUAUCAAACGCAUCGCAAUUAUUGAAAAACUGUUCUGAAUUUGUGAAGCAGUACCGGACGUAUUCGACUGCACAAAUAACAGCUAAGGAAAUAGCAUCUGAGGAUGGGAUAGAUCCUACAUUUAAACCAGUCCGACCCCGAAGAAAAAAGCGAUUAUUUGGGUAUGAAGCUACAGAUGAAACACCAACAAAUCCCGAAGAACUAUUUAAAAUUAACGUCUUUUACCCUAUGAUAGAUACUAUCGAAAAUGCACUGGUGACUCGGUUUGGACAAUUAUCCAAAUUUAAUGAUACAUGGUCUUUUUUGUACAAUAU